Bursaphelenchus xylophilus (pine wood nematode) is the source of this 839-nucleotide messenger RNA. NCBI's taxonomy places the organism in Eukaryota, Metazoa, Nematoda, Chromadorea, Rhabditida, Aphelenchoididae. The record is from the annotation of a GenBank genome assembly.
AUGGAAGCGAUGGCAUUACACGACUUCCGAGGGGAAGAAGCGGAUGAGUUGAGUUUUACAAGAGGUCAAAUCCUCAAAGUUCUCGACAAAGACGAAGACAGACAUUGGUUUAAAGCUGAGUUGAAUGGCCAAGAAGGAUUGAUCCCUUCGAAUUACAUCAGAUUAAUGGAACACUCUUGGUAUCUGGGGAAUAUCUCCAGGGUGGAUUCGGAGAGAUUAUUGUUGCAAGAAGACAAUGCUGACGGAAGCUUUCUGGUGAGGAAAAGUGAAAGUACCCCGGGUGAAUUCUCAAUAUCAGUCAGGUAUUUUUUCUUUGUUCUUUUAUUUUUAGGUAUAUUAGAAAACAAUUAUGUAUGGAGUGAACCAAUGUCGUUAUAGGUUCAACAAUGCAGUACAGCACUUCAAAGUCCUCCGGGAGAAGCGAUAUGGCCUGUAUUAUGUUUGGUCCAAAAGAUUCAACAGUUUGAAUGAUCUCAUUAGUUAUCAUAGGUAAGAUCAGCCUUUUCUUGUUAGAAUUUAGUCGUCUAUGUGUAAGGAUUAUAAUUUUAGAGCGAAUUCGAUAUCAAAAACGCAUACGAUUCUCCUCCGAUCGAUGGAAUUGGCGUUCAAACAUAACACUUUUGUCCAGGCAUUGUUUGAUUUUGAUCCACAAGAAGCUGGAGAGUUGGGAUUCAGAAGAGGAGAUAUAAUUACCGGUAAGCAUUUAGGACUUUUGUCAAAACUUUUUUUUCUCUGCAGUAACCAACCGUGAAGACAAAAACUGGUGGAUGGGUACCUUAAACAACCAACAUGGUGUGUUCCCCGCCACUUAUGUUGCUCCAUAUGACAACAGGCCAUAA